AUGCUGGGAAUCUAUACGGUGAAUCGAUUAGAUGCGCUCUUGUUCCUGCAGUUCAAACACCUCCGUUUUUCCAUCCAGAGAGAUCCUCUGGGAGGGCCUCCGAUUCCUCUGAUCGAAAUCCGGUCCGAGCACGUGAAGCAAUUCCUAGGAUUGACACAAACUAAUAAUUUUCCCCUUCCCGAGAUCAUCGAUGAUCCCUCGUUGAUCUUCAGCCCUCAUGUCUUCGUCUUCGGUAUCCUGUUUUUUUUGGACGCCUUUGAGGCACCGAGGCUGACCUCGAUGGGACGCCUUCGCGAACUGCUGACGGAAGAUGGCCGGCAGGAGAUGCAGCUCCCCUUAAAACCGGAGGUCGAGGAGUACUUCCUCUUCUGUAAGACGAAGGUGGUCGAUGGGAAACCGACUCUUGUAUGGAACGAGCCGAUCAAUGCCAGCACCAUGUCGGGGCGAUUGAGGACGCUUGGCGAGAUUCACGGAUGGCUUCACUCGAUGUUCGCGCAUCGGAUGCGGUACGGCGGAGGAAAGGUGCUCAAUGCGAGCGGGGUGGUGAGCGAAGCCCAACAGAAUCUGAUCAUGAAACACUCGAACAUUCGCACGUUCCUGGACCAUUACCUUCCCCGCCAUAUCGACACGGACAUGCAAAAUAUCAUGAACGGUCGGGAGUCGAAUACGGGUUUGAUGCGUGCCAUCACCCGGAUGAGUCGAUGGAUUGACAAGAGGCGGCCUCGCCGUCUGAGCGCGCAGCAGCGAGCUUCUCUUCGCCAGCAUCCCGAGUACCUGGCUGCCGUCCAACGACGGGACGAUGCAGUGGAGGCUUAUCGAUGUGAUCCCACGUCGGAGGAGUGGGCGCGCCAGCAACGACGGGAGCGCGAGGUCAACAGCACAUUCCACCGACUUGGGAGGGCGCUUCGGAAACAAGUGCGAAGCGAAUUCGAUCGGAAACAAGCGGUGCUUGAUAUCGAGCGGCAGCUUUCUGGGGCUGCAAUUAACGAUCAGGAAGCCACGGAGGUGCUUCGGACCCAAGACCAGAUGCCGGCAGCGCAGAUUCAUCUUAUCGAGAAGCUCUUCACAUGGCCGACAUCGAAUUCUCUGGAAGAUGAAUGGCAACGUCGCAACGUCGCUACGGAGGCAGUCACUCAGUAUUGUUCCGUGUGGGAAGGGGGUCCGUUGCCUGGACGGCCUAAACGAGCGGCCUCGAGUGACGAGUCCGAUGAUGAUCGGAAUGUCACCUGCAAACGUGUGGCCCGUGGAGACAACAAGCCUCACGCAUUUCCAAGUGAACGCGACAUCGCGCUUCAGGCAGCUGAUAAACAGAUCCAAGAGGAGGGCAAGCCCCGAAGGUGCUUCCAGUGUUUCGGCAACCGUCAGUUACCGGACCAUCGUCGGAUGCAAACAUGGUCGGAGUAUAAAUCCGUGGUGCGACAUUUCCGGACGAGGCACCUGAACGAUCGCCGGUGUAAUUACUGCGAGGAACAGUUGCUACAUGAGAUGCAUCUUCGGCGUCACGCUGCAGCAGUUCACCGGCUUACCACUUAG
Molecule: messenger RNA, 1533 nt
Organism: Monascus purpureus
Lineage: Eukaryota; Fungi; Ascomycota; Eurotiomycetes; Eurotiales; Aspergillaceae
Source: the annotation of a GenBank genome assembly